This is a messenger RNA of Dreissena polymorpha, 1777 nucleotides long. RefSeq names its product HAUS augmin-like complex subunit 2. Gene Ontology annotation, cellular component: mitotic spindle microtubule; HAUS complex; centrosome. The coding region runs from base 60 to 740 and encodes 226 amino acids. Gene Ontology annotation, biological process: microtubule nucleation; spindle assembly; centrosome cycle. Lineage: Eukaryota; Metazoa; Mollusca; Bivalvia; Myida; Dreissenidae. The transcript has 6 exons. The record is from RefSeq and is a predicted model, not a curated record.
AUUGGUUCCCCUUUCCUUUAUUGUUUACCCAAGCCGAGUAUAAAUUGGCUUUUGAAAACAUGGUGGCAACUUCAUCUCAGAUGGCAGAAUCUAACAACCCAUGGAGCACACAGGACAAAUCACUUACAGGGUUGAAGAAAGCAUUGAUGCUUGGUGAAAGGACUGGGCACGUGGCGAAUAAGAGCAGUAGCUUGGUGCUAGAUCCAGAGAAAUCAACUCACCUGCCAUCUGUGAAACUAAUCCAGGUGUUGAAGAAAAUGAGCAGAGCACAGGCAGAGCUGAACAAGGUGAACCUGGAGAUUCAGUUAAGAAUGCAGGACAAGGAAACCAGAGAUAUAACACACCUGGAUGUACUAGAGGCAAGGAUCAACAAGAUCAAGAGCCUCAACAGCCACAUAGAGUGUGUGAUAGAGAGCAAGGAGCUGCUGAACAGGCGACUACAGCAGCCCUUCCAGGGAGAGUACCUCAAGCUGGAGGCACAGCACCAUAAGUUUGCCUGCGAGCUGUUCCCACAGAUAACACCCUUGCUGGGAGAGUUGAGCACCAAUCUGGAAAACAUAGUGUGGGCGAAAUCCUUGAAGUGGACAGACGGACGUCUGGACAAGUUGAUAUCUGAAUUAUCCAGUGCUCUUGGUGCCAUGCAGACCAGCUUCCAGUCAUAUUGCCAGAUACAGCAGAGCAUGAGGCAGCUUCACGGCAUGCAGUCAGACCCUCUUCAGUCCACACGCAUAGAUCACUAGCUGGUCUCUACAUGAACUCACUAGCUUGUCUCUACAUGAACUCAGAGCACUAGCUGGUCUCUACAUGAACCCAGAUCACUAGCUGGUCUCUACAUUAACUCACUAGCUUGUCUCUACAUGAACUCAGAGCACUAGCUGGUCUCUACAUGAACCUAGAUCACUAGCUGGUCUCUACAUAAACUCACUAGCUUGUCUGUGCAUGAACUCAGAGCACAAGCUGGUCUCUACAUGAACUCAGAGCACUAGCUGGUCUCUACAUGAACCCAGAUCACUAGCUGGUCUCUACAUGAACUCACUAGCUUGUCUCUACAUGAACUCAGAGCACAAGCUGGUCUCUACAUGAACUCAGAGCACUAGCUGGUCUCUACAUGAACCCAGAUCACUAGCAGGUCUCUACAUGAACCCACUAGCUUGUCUCUGCAUGAACUCGGAGCACUAGCUGGUCUCUACAUGAACUCAGAUAACUAGCUAGUCUGUAUAUGGAUUCAAAUCACUAGCUAGUCUUUAUAAUGACUCAGAUCACUAGCUAGUCUCUAUAAGGACUCAGAUAACUAGCUAGUCUCUAUAUGGAUUCAAAUCACUAGCUAGUCUUUAUAAUGACUCAAAUCACUAGCUAGUCUCUAUAGGGACUCAGAUCACUAGAUAGUCUCUAUAUGGACUUGGAUCACUAGCUAGUCUCUAAGGUCAUCUACCAUAUAUGAACUCGUAUCAAAAGCAAACUUAAAACCUUCCAUAAAUCCAGUUUAGAUAAAGAUUACAGAUGAUAUAUGGUAACGGAAAACUCAGCUGCAUGUUUGGCCUGGGCCAUGUGAAGUUAAUAUUGUAGUCAGUUAUAGUAUGAUAAAUCGUGAUACAAAUAAAACAAUUGAACAUUUUAUUAAAUGAAAAAUGUCCCUAAGUACACAUAAAAAAUAGCAAAAUUUAAUUAUCGUUUUUUAUUAUAACAGUUUGUUUUUUUUCAAUUUGUAAGUAUUUUUUAAUUGCUUUAAAGUCAUUUGUUACUACUAAAUGUUGAAUUGGUAAAUAUGUAAAUAUAA